AAAAAAAAAAAAAAAAAAAAACAAACUCGGGACACUGUACAUAUGUAAAUACACAUAUCUAUAUAUAUUACGCAUUAUAAGGAAGUAUGCAUAUAUCGUGUAUAAUGUGUGUCUAAUGUAUUCACUUCCCGUUAUGAUAUUUCAGUUUAACGUAAGAAUUUUUUAUACAUGUGCGCGCACAAAAAACACACAAAAUAGAAUAUAAACGUGCAUUUUUUUAAUUGAACGAAAUAUUCCACGAUGUAACCAAGUGUAUUUAUACACACGAAGAACACAACAAAUUUUUCCGUUUGGUGUAAAACGAAACUCGAUUACACGUGCCAAUUUAAACGUACCUUUUUUAACGUUGCUCGAAUUAAAACCAAAGAAAAAAAAAAAAAAAGAAAACAAGCGUGGGAGCAAAUAGAGCAUUUGUUUGUUUUACGGGAAAUAUGAGUGUUCAAAAGAAAUAUUUCCACGGCCUUUAAACGGGCAGCGGAGAAUCGAUAAUACAAUAUGAAAAAUCACAUUGCCGAGUGAACUCACAUUCGUGUCAAAGAAUAUAUAUAUAUAUAUACACAUAUGUAUGUAUAUGCAUGUAUACGCGCGUGUAUGAAUAUGCAACAACGCGCACGCUUCUGCAUUAUGCGCGCUCGCUCAAGGUGUCGGAGCGCGCAUUGUGAUCGGGCUCGCUGCGCGAGCGUUUCAAUGCUUCAUUGUAUUUCUCCUCGACCAAAUAUACAUGUAAUGUCAUAGCACAAUAUAAUUAAAACAAAAGAAAGCAUUAUGGUAAAGGUCAAUGUUAACGAUACGCAUGUGUGACAUGCAAAAGUCAUUGCGGUUUGUAACGUGUGACAUUACAAUAUAAUAUCCAGUGCGGUGAAAGGCGCGUGAGACAAACUCGCGAAAUGAGCGUAAUCGCGCGUACGAUAUGCAAUAAACUCGAUUCGUUGCGAAUGUGCUCACCCAUUCGACGAAUCGAUAAAAAACGCAAAAUGUCAAAGAUUUAUGUUGUGCAAAAACCGAACGUCUCUCGAAGAGUUGCGCGCUUUGUGAACCACGUGGCGUUAUCUCACACGUUAAAACAAAUAUUUGUAUGUAAUAUCGUUUUUAUGUGGUGAACUACAGAGAGAAGAAAGUAAAAAAAUGUAAAUGUUUGAUUUUUCCUUCUUAUCCAAAUUCUCGAAAUGUUUGUGUUCGAUAUUCAUUUUCUUGUGAAAAACAAAACACAGUUUUUCACAGAUGCGUAUUGCAGAACGUAAAACACCGAUAAAAACAAUCGUUUGACAGCAGAUAUUCUCCUAAACACACACAAGACAAGAACCGGUUGCAGGAUCGACGAAGGAAUCGAGUGAAAGUGAUCAAUUAACGAACUCGGCACAGCUUUGCGAUUCUAUAGCGGGAUCCCGGCAACGCAGACCUCGGGUGGUCGCUUAGUUACUUACGUGCGGAUCUAUUGUGCGAACUUCUCAAGAGCUGUUUUUUUUUUCGCGCGAUUUUCGUUUUGCGGAUCUGUUUCUCGAAAGUGAAGUAGAGAUGCAUUUUGCCUACGUUACGAUCUUGUUCGCGCUCGUCUUCUGUUGUUCCGUUCGCGGAUUUCCGGACGGCGGACCGGUGGACGCUUGCGUGAAACCACGACCGAAUCAGCCCUAUCACGGCCAAGCGCGAUCGCAGCCCUUGAACACGAGUCCUUACAAAAUACUUGCCUCGUCGUCGCAGUACGGACCGAAUUCUCAAAUUACAGUCACCAUAGGCGGCAACGUUCCGUUCAAAGGAUUUUUCCUGCAGGCGCGCGAUGCCGGGACGAACGAGUGGAUCGGAUCCUGGGCGCAAACGCCAAACACGAACACGCAUCCCGAGUGCAGUGCCGUGACACACGCGGAUCCGCGCGACAAAGAACAGGCCACUUUUAUAUGGAACGCGCCGCCGAAUUCGCGCGGUCGCGUUUACUUCACAGGAUCCAUACUGAAGGACUACGCGACGUACUGGUCGGACCUUGUUUCGCAGGAACAACAAUAGUUUCAGCAACGUAGGCUACUCAGCGUUCUUAGACGUCGACGAAGCGCUUUCGCCAAAGGAUAGAUUUUGUUUUUUUUUUAUCUUAUAUACGCAGAGAUUCAAAAGUCGUACCUUGAUAUAUAUGCAAUGUGAUGCGCAACGUCUUAUCUAUAGGUUUUUAUAUUUUUUCAUUGUCGUAGAGACGAGCACGAUCGAGUGCUUCAGGUAAUAAAAUAAAAUAUCGCAAGAAUGAACACAUUA
This is a messenger RNA of Pseudomyrmex gracilis, 2238 nucleotides long. RefSeq names its product putative defense protein 3. The transcript is spliced from 5 exons. Bases 1516 to 1998 code for a protein of 160 amino acids. The record is from RefSeq and is a predicted model, not a curated record. Gene Ontology annotation, molecular function: oxidoreductase activity, acting on metal ions. NCBI's taxonomy places the organism in Eukaryota, Metazoa, Arthropoda, Insecta, Hymenoptera, Formicidae.